This is a messenger RNA of Cyprinodon tularosa, 1402 nucleotides long. Its product is annotated as piggyBac transposable element-derived protein 3-like. Gene Ontology annotation, molecular function: sequence-specific DNA binding. NCBI's taxonomy places the organism in Eukaryota, Metazoa, Chordata, Actinopteri, Cyprinodontiformes, Cyprinodontidae. The record is from RefSeq and is a predicted model, not a curated record. The transcript is spliced from 2 exons. The coding region runs from base 79 to 678 and encodes 199 amino acids.
UUGGCUUGGAAACCGUCCAAAUUUACGGUACACGGGGACAACAGGAUUCAAAACCCUCCAAUCAAGUCAUCCAAGGAGAUGAAGAAAAAUGUGCCUCGUGGUACAUAUGACUAUGUCGGCAGUGACGGUGGAAUCUUGGUCGUCAGAUGGAAGGACAACAAAACGGUGACUCUGCUGUCAACAGACAUAGGGGUGGAGCCUAAAUCCUCAGUCAUGAGGUACUGCCAUGAGACAGAGAGGAAGGAGUCUGUGAGCUGUCCAGCUGUCAUUAAGAGUUACAAUGCCAACAUGGGGGGCAUUGAUAAGAAUAUGUUGUUCUACCUUUACCGUACCCCCAUGAAGUCCAAGAGGUGGUACCUGCCAUACACCAUUGAUCUUAGCCUCUCAAAUGCCUGUAUUGUCUACAAGCGGGACUGCAAGGCCCUUGAUAUGAAUGCCAUGUCUCUGAAAGAUUUAAGAAUCAACAUGUUCAUGAGUGCCAUUAGCCUAAGGUCAAUAUAUCCCGGAGAAGCUCAUCAUGUUCUUCUGACCACCAAUUACUAUAUUCCCCCUCCAGUCCGAGUACACCACAGCAACACCCAAAUUAUGCAGUGUGAUCUGAUCUGUCCCUCUUCCAUGUCCCUGUCCAUGCCAAACGCCAGACCUGCAAGUUUUGCAGCAAACAAGGAAACAUCGUGAGGUCAAAUGUGGUCUGCAAGGUCCACCUCUGUCUGAAAGCUGUGCGUAACUGCUUCAAAGACUACCACUAGUAAUCUAAUGUUUCCUGCUGUCGCGGGAUAUGUUAUCUGGUAUACAUUAAGUUAAAAGAAUUAUUAAGUUAUUAAGUUAAAAAGUUUAUAAUUUAAAUAAAAACCCUAAUAAGCCAAGUGGAAAUACUGAAAAGUACACACAUUUUAGUGCACAUGUUAAAACUAAUGUUCGGGGUUGUAUAUUGCUGCAAAAUAUGUAUUUAUUUCACUCCGGUUUGCAUGAUUUUUCUUAUAGAAGAACAAUUUGUAAUAUCUUUUUACCAUAUCAUGGCAAGUGACUGUUUUUGGUAAUGUUUGGCAUGAAAAUUAUUAUUAUUAUUAUUAUUUUUUUAUUGCUAUAGAAGUAAUAUCUUGUUCUGUCCUCCUACAACUCUCUUGGCUUAAAACCUUUAAUUUCAAAGUAUUUCAAUGAGUGCCCUAUAUAGGGUUAAGGACACUGUUGCUGCUCGGUAUCGGCUGGCGCCUUCUCUGCUCUCUGUCUCUAGGAACUCUUGUGGGGCGUCGCCCACCACAAACUGGAGAUUUACCUCCUGUUUGGAUUCAACACUUUCCUUCUGGAUCGGACUGAACUUUACAUCAGGUCAAUGACUUUUGCUCCAAGUCGUGAUCAGCCCGACAAACCAGUCACUGACCUGUAUUUCCUAUUUCUGCAG